AAUUAUCACGAUGAUUCCGAUCCGAUGAACUUUACUUUUCUGAUGCAAUAAUAUUGUUCACUGUUCAGUAAAUUUAGUAAUAAGCCAUCAGUUUUGAUUUAAUUAAAGUGUGAUCGUAAUUAAUCAAAAUGCCAGGAUUUAAUUUCCAUAAAAUAUUCGCCUCCUCGGCGUACCCAAUGUUUAAAUCACAGCAGAAGAAACUCAGGUUCCUUGGAAUAUCAUCGGUGACUGCUGGUGUUCUGUAUUGUAAAACGAACUACGUCACUAUGGCUAGAAAAUCCAUAAAUUUAUCAAAUUUCAUGGCUCAACCCAUCACCGAUGUUGAAAUACUCGAAAAAAAUAGUAACGAAAUGAGAACCAAAGUAGAACUUUUAAUUAUGAAGACACAAGCCGACUUUUGCCAAGCUUUAAAAGGCGAAGAAAUAGCCGGCGAUUUCAAAAUCGAUCGUUGGACGCGAUCUGAAGGCGGUGGAGGUAUUACUUGCGUCUUACAGAAUGGUCGAGUUUUUGAAAAAGCUGGAGUCAAUAUUUCAGUAGUGCAUGGUUUCUUGCCACCUGAAGCUGUAAAGCAGAUGAGAGCUCGUGGCAAAAAAAUCCAGGACGGUGAACAAGUACAAUUUUUCGCUGCCGGAGUUAGUUCUGUAGUUCACCCUAAAAAUCCCAAAGUCCCCACUGUUCAUUUUAAUUAUCGGUAUUUUGAGACGACUACUGAUAGCGGAAUUACCGAGUGGUGGUUCGGUGGCGGUACUGAUUUAACACCUUAUUACUUGAACGAAAAGGAUGCUGUGCAUUUUCAUGGAACUUUAAAGAAGGCUUGUGAUAAACAUGAUAAAGAGUACUACCCUAGUUAUAAAAAAUGGUGUGAUAAUUAUUUUCUAAUAUCCCACAGAGGUGAAUGCAGAGGAAUUGGAGGCAUAUUUUUCGACGAUUUGAACAAACCAUCAGAUAAAAAAGCUUUUGCUUUCGUUACAGAUUGCGCCGAAGCAGUAAUCCCAUCAUAUAUUCCGUUAGUUCAACAACAUAAAAAUGAUCCUUAUACUGAGCAAGAAAGAGACUGGCAAUUACUUAGAAGAGGUAGAUACGUAGAAUUCAAUUUAAUUUACGACCGUGGAACUAAAUUUGGCCUAUAUACUCCUGGUGCCAGGCACGAAAGUAUCCUCAUGUCGUUACCUUUAUUAGCUAAAUGGGAAUACAUGAAUAUCCCACAACCAAAUACCCCGGAGAGAGCACUAGUGGAAGUAUUGAAACAUCCAAAAGAUUGGGUUUAGAUUCAUCUUCGAGUUUUAUUUUGCGCUUCACUUCAAACCAACAACGAUGUAGUUACGAGUGAAAUUCUAACACAGUUCGUGUCGACGUCUGAGAAAUUCAUAAACACACAAAUGAUCAAGAAAAACUUAAUACAAUCGUAUUCUGAUGGCAUUUACUAAAUGAAAAUGAACAAUAAAAAUUCUCGUUACAAGUUUUA
Messenger RNA from Planococcus citri (citrus mealybug), 1465 nucleotides. RefSeq names its product oxygen-dependent coproporphyrinogen-III oxidase (gene Coprox). The transcript is spliced from 7 exons. Gene Ontology annotation, cellular component: cytoplasm. The record is from RefSeq and is a predicted model, not a curated record. Gene Ontology annotation, molecular function: coproporphyrinogen oxidase activity. NCBI's taxonomy places the organism in Eukaryota, Metazoa, Arthropoda, Insecta, Hemiptera, Pseudococcidae. The coding region runs from base 129 to 1268 and encodes 379 amino acids.